Eruca vesicaria subsp. sativa (arugula) is the source of this 693-nucleotide messenger RNA. NCBI's taxonomy places the organism in Eukaryota, Viridiplantae, Streptophyta, Magnoliopsida, Brassicales, Brassicaceae. The record is from the annotation of a GenBank genome assembly.
AUGGUGAAGUACUCACAAGAACCAGACAACUCCACAAAAUCUUGCAAGGCAAGGGGAGCCGAUCUCAGGGUCCACUUCAAGAACACUAGGGAAACAGCGCAUGCCAUAAGAAAGCUACCAUUGAACAAGGCGAAACGGUAUUUGGAAGAUGUGAUUGCACACAAGCAAGCUAUCCCAUUCACACGUUUCUGCCGUGGUGUUGGACGUACUGCUCAGGCAAAGAACAGACAUUCAAACGGUCAAGGUCGUUGGCCUGCUAAAUCUGCUCAGUUCGUUCUGGAUCUCCUCAAGAAUGCUGAGAGCAAUGCUGAGGUGAAAGGUUUGGAUGUUGAUGCCCUUUACAUAUCACACAUCCAAGUGAACCAAGCAGCAAAGCAGAGGCGUAGAACAUACCGUGCUCAUGGAAGAAUCAACCCUUACAUGUCAAACCCAUGCCACAUCGAAUUGAUUCUUUCAGAGAAAGAGGAGCCUGUUAAGAAAGAGCCGGAGACUCAGUUGGCAGCGAAGUCAAAGAAGGGAACCUCGUCUUGAUCCUAUAUAUACCGUAGUUAUCUUUUCUGUAAUGAUACAUUUUGUUCAUUUUCGGCAAGACAAGUAACCAAAAUUAAUACACGUAAUGAUGAUUAGUUUUUGGUUUACCAAAGCUUUUAUUACUGAACAAAUUUAAGACCUUGAAGUUAAUUUAAAUCGUCC